AUGGAUUGUUAUUGGGCUCUGCCUUUCACUGUUUUGCUCUCUUUCUCUGUCAUUUAUGGUGACUGCAAUACCCAAACCUUCAUAGUUAGGGUUAAUAACAACUUGAAACCAUCCGUGUUUUCUAGUGUUGAACAUUGGUAUAAGUCUACCCUUCAAGGCCUUAAUUAUUCCAACCCUUCAUUAAACUCUGAAAACCCUAAAACAAGCAGUAGGGACUUUCUCCAUGUGUACAAGACUGUUUUCCACGGUUUCUCUGCCAGACUCACCACACAAGAAGCAGAUGAAUUGAAGAAACACCCAGGUAUUCUCGCCGUCUUACCGGACCGAGUUCGUCCAAUUCACACCACUCGGUCACCUGAAUUCCUUGGUCUCUCCCCAAAUGACCCCAACGGCCUCUUAACAAAAGCACAUUUCGGUGAUAAUGUCAUUGUCGGAGUUUUGGACACUGGUAUAUGGCCAGAACGACGUAGUUUUCGCGACCAAGGCCUUGGACCCAUCCCUUCUCGUUGGAAGGGAGAGUGUACGGAAGGAGAGAGGUUCUCCAAAACCCUAUGCAACAGAAAGAUAAUCGGAGCGAGGUACUUCACCGCCGGUUUCGAAGCCAAAAAUGGCAUAAUUAACGGCAGUGCGUACUUCAAGUCUGCCAGAGAUUCGCUGGGUCACGGCAGUCACACGGCAUCCACCAUUGCCGGAACACAAGUCCCCAACGCCUCCCUCUUCGGCUUCGCAAAAGGUGUGGCCGCUGGAAUCGCGCCGAAAGCAAGAAUUGCUGUAUACAAAGUGUGCUUGAACGGCGGUUGCUUGGACUCCGACAUACUCGCCGGCUUCGACAAGGCGGUGGAAGACGGCGUGGACAUCAUUUCUAUCUCCAUCGGCGGCCUUCCGGCUCCGUACAACCAAGACGUUGUUGCCAUUGGCUCCUUCGGGGCAAUUGAGAAAGGAAUUCUCGUCUCUGCUUCAGCCGGUAACGACGGUCCCGCGAUGAUGACGGUAGCAAAUGUAGCUCCAUGGAUCACCACCGUCGGUGCCAGCACAAUAGACCGGACCUUUCCGGCCGAUCUUUUGUUAGCAAACGGUCAGGUUAUAGUCGGAGCUUCCUUGUAUAGUGGUAAGCCAUUACCCAAAAACACGUAUUUGCCCCUGAUGAGAUCGACUGCUUGUUUGAAUGGAUCACUGGAAAAGGAUAGUGUACGUGGCAAAAUCGUGGUUUGUGAUGGUUGUCCGAGUGAGGUCGUAAAGGAAGCUGGUGGGGCCGGUGUGGUUGUUGCCAACGUGGCACGAGGAGAUGAAAGUCUAAUUGCGGAGUCUUAUCCGAUUCCGGGGAUGGGGAUCAGGCAUUCAGCACGUGAAACUGUUCUGCGUUAUAUAAACUCUUCGACCAAUCCGAAGGCAACAAUCAUUUUUCGUGGGACCCAAGUUGGGGUGAAACCGGCACCUGUGGUUGCCUAUUUUUCAUCAAGAGGUCCCAAUACUAUAUCAAACUACGUGUUCAAGCCUGACGUUAUUGCGCCAGGUGUCAACAUCCUAGCGGCUUGGACUGGCCACAUGGCGUUUAAUAUAAUUUCGGGUACGUCGAUGUCCUGCCCGCACGUGUCGGGGGUCGCCGCAUUGCUCAAAGGGGCGCACCCAGACUGGUCACCGGCUAUGAUCCGGUCAGCCAUGAUGACCACAGCUUACACGCGCGACCACGAUGGAAAGCCCUUGCUUGAUGAGAAUUUUUUAAAGAAAGCGACUGUGUGGGGCAUGGGUGCAGGACACGUGGACCCAAAUAAGGCAGUUGAUCCUGGCUUGGUGUAUGAUCUGACGGUGCAUGAUUACUUGGACUUUCUUUGUGCUUCCAAUUAUAGCCCUCGUGAUAUAAUCCAAAUCACCCAUAGACGAGUGGAAUGCAAAAGGAAGCAAUAUAAACCGUGGAAUAUAAACUACCCGGCAAUCGCUGUUGUUUUAAAUGCAUCAGGGCCGUCAAAUUCGGAGGUUGUUGUUAGUAGAACAGUGACGCAUGUUAGCGACGGUGCAUCCAGUUACAAGGUAAAAGUUUCAAAUCCCAGAGGUGCAAUCAUGACCGUUGAUCCCCCAAAGAUAGAGUUUCGACAGAGGGGUCAAAAACAGAGGUUUGUGAUUCGGAUUUUGGCUAGAAAAUCGGAUUCGCCACCUGGAAUCGUUGACACUCAACUGGGUAAGUUGACGUGGACAGACGGGAAGCACCACGUCAAUUCACCUGUGGUGGUCGUGUGGGAAUAAAUGCAUGAAUGAUAUAUAUAUAGUUUGUGAAUUUGUACUGAAUUUACGAAUAAAAUACACGAUAUAUAUUAUGAUUUUUUUUUUUUUUUUUUUAACUAUUCCAUUUAAGAUUAUAAAAUUAUAAUGUCACGUUUAAAUUAUAUUCCCUUUUUCAUUUUUUUAAAUAUAAAUAACACACUAACAAUAUUGUUGUGACUCAAAGUUUCAGCCACCUAAAUUAAGAACUUGGCUGUAAAAUCUUUA
This is a messenger RNA of Cornus florida, 2484 nucleotides long. Its product is annotated as subtilisin-like protease SBT1.5. NCBI's taxonomy places the organism in Eukaryota, Viridiplantae, Streptophyta, Magnoliopsida, Cornales, Cornaceae. The transcript has a single exon. Gene Ontology annotation, biological process: proteolysis. The record is from RefSeq and is a predicted model, not a curated record. The coding region runs from base 1 to 2241 and encodes 746 amino acids. Gene Ontology annotation, molecular function: serine-type endopeptidase activity.